AUGGCUUAUGAUCGCUAUGUAGCAAUCUGUCGCCCUCUUCAUUACUCAAUACUUAUGAGUCCCAAGCACUGUGCUCAAAUAGUACUUGCAGUGUGGGUCAUAGGUUUAUUCGAUCCUGUUGCCCAUACAAUUUUAAUUGCUAACUUUUCAUACUGUCGGUCUCACCACAUUGAUCACUUUUUCUGUGAUGUAACCCCAUUGCUUAAACUUACCUGUACUGAUACAUUUACUGUUGAAUUAUGGACCUACAUUGAUGGGACUCUCAUGACUGUCAGUGCAUUUAUACUUACAUUGAUAUCUUAUGUGUUUAUCAUUGCCAAUAUUCUAAAAAUACAAUCAACAAGUGGUCGACAUAAAGCUUUUUCUACCUGUAGCUCUCACAUAACUUGCGUUAUUAUAUUUUAUGGAACAAUUAUCAGUUUGUAUAUGAGACCAACAUCUAUGUAUUCACCAGAACAAAACAAGUUUUUUUCUCUUUUAUAUAUCAUACUUAUUCCAAUGUUGAAUCCUCUUCUUUACACCCUGAAGAAUGAGGACUUUAAAGGUGUUUUUAAAAGAUUAGUAAAAAAAAUUUUUUAA
Pelobates fuscus (common spadefoot toad) is the source of this 579-nucleotide messenger RNA. Its product is annotated as olfactory receptor 5AR1-like. Gene Ontology annotation, biological process: G protein-coupled receptor signaling pathway. Gene Ontology annotation, molecular function: olfactory receptor activity; odorant binding. Gene Ontology annotation, cellular component: membrane. The transcript has a single exon. The record is from RefSeq and is a predicted model, not a curated record. Bases 1 to 579 code for a protein of 192 amino acids. Lineage: Eukaryota; Metazoa; Chordata; Amphibia; Anura; Pelobatidae.